Molecule: messenger RNA, 3345 nt
Organism: Asparagus officinalis (garden asparagus)
Lineage: Eukaryota; Viridiplantae; Streptophyta; Magnoliopsida; Asparagales; Asparagaceae
Product: helicase-like transcription factor CHR28
Exons: 13
Coding region: 282-3272 (996 amino acids)
Molecular function (GO): metal ion binding; ATP binding; ATP-dependent chromatin remodeler activity
Source: RefSeq, a predicted model, not a curated record
ACAAGCUAGUAAUAAGAAAAUAUUUUUCGCGACCCUUUCGAAAAUCUCCUUUGACAGUUCUUAUUUUCUUUCUCCUCUCUCGAGUCCUAUCGCACUUCCCAAAAGCCCUAACCCGAGCCCGCGAUCCUCUCGCUUCCACACGCAAUGGAGACUCGUGCGCUGAAGUCGCAGUCCCUCUGCUCCUAGAUUCAUGGUUUUUAUUUGCAGGUUGAGACACAAGUUGGCCUCAUAUUUCUACUUUUAUUGUCAUAAGCAACUCCAAAUCGUUCAAUUGAUUGGGUAUGGAUAUUAUAGAAAUAGAUUCUGCAGAAAGUGAAGAUGAUAUUGAUCGUGCUUGGUCAGACUGUGAAGACCAGAAUCAUGAUUUGGAAAUGAACUUUCAGAACUAUCCCCGGUUGAAUAAUAAUGAUAACUCAGCUUAUCCUGAAUCUUCGACAAGUAGCAAGAAAUGGGCUGAGAUACCUGUUAUGAAUCUGGGAAAUACCAAUAGAAGCAAUGGAAUAGGGGGAACAAGCCAUGUGGCUUAUGAGACUCCCAGUGGUCCACAAUUAAAUGGAUAUCAUGAGCAUACUCAGAGGAGGAUUCUUCCAUAUUCUUUUCAGUCAUUCAAUUCUAAACCUUCUGAACAUAGCUCAAGGGCACGUGGAGGCACUGCUCAUAGUCAGCAGAAGGAACCUAACCGGGCACCCAGUAGUGGUUCUCCAGUGGUGGAUCUAAGUAACACGGACAAUUAUAGUCGUAAGUUUGAUAACAAAUCAUUCCAGAAUGCUCAAAAGAGAACUCUUCCACCUUCUCUUCAGCCAACAGUGCAUAACAAUGCAUCAGAAGGGCCUGUUGACUACAAAGGGAGAAAAAAUAUGUCUAAUGAGUUUGAAGCUGAUGAUAAGCGUAAAGCAUCAUCGUCAAUGAGCGAUGAGGUUCAAAUAUAUAGAAGUGUUGGUACACAUAGGGUCCUUCCUCCAUCAUUGAUGAAUGGGAAAUCUGUUGAUAAUUCUAUGCUGGUUGGUUCUAGUGAUCCCAUAUAUCGUUCUGGGCCUUCUGGUUUAGGGGAGCAAAGGCUUAUGGAGCAUGAUGAAAGAGCAAUAUAUCAAGAGGCACUGCAGAAUCUUGGUCAGCCAAAAUUAGAAGAUGAUCUACCUGAGGGACUUUUAUCUGUUUCUCUCUUAAAGCACCAGAAAAUAGCCUUGGGGUGGAUGGUUCAGAAAGAGAAGAGUGUUCAUUGUACAGGUGGGAUUCUUGCUGAUGAUCAGGGUCUUGGUAAGACCAUCUCAAUGAUUGCCCUUAUACAAAAGCAGAGGACUCUACAGUCAAACUUCAUGUCUAAUGAUUCACAUCAGACAAAACCUGAAGCCUUAAACUUAGAUGAUGAUGAUGAUGAUGGACCUACAGAACUAAAUAAAGAAAAACAACCUGUAGAAGAUGAUCCUAGAAAGAAGCAGGUCGCCAGUUCAUCAGUGCACACGGCUGCCAACCCAAGACCAGCAGCAGGUACACUGGUUGUCUGCCCAGCGAGUGUUCUACGACAGUGGUCUCGUGAGAUAGAUGAAAAAGUUACAAGCAGUGCUAAGCUAUCUGUUUUAAUUUAUCAUGGUGGUUCGAGGACAAGAGAUCCUUCUGAGCUGGCAAAGUAUGAUGUUGUUCUCACAACAUAUGCCAUUGUAACUAAUGAAGUACCUAAACAGUCUGCCAAUGCUGACGAUGAUGGAGAACAAAAGAAUCUCGAUAAAUAUGAAAUAUCUUCAGAAUUUUCAAGUACGAAAAGGAAAGAACCUUCUAAUGUUCGGAACAAGGGAAAGAAAAAGUCAAAAAAGAACAAGGACUCUCAUUUUGACUAUGAUAGUGGCCCACUUGCUAGAGUUCGAUGGUAUAGGGUGAUACUGGAUGAAGCACAAACCAUAAAGAAUCAUAGAACUCAAGUUGCUAGAGCCUGUAGUGGUCUUCGAGCCAAAAGAAGGUGGUGUUUAUCAGGAACGCCUAUACAAAAUUCAAUUGAUGAUCUGUACAGCUACUUUCGAUUCCUUAAAUAUGAUCCUUACUAUGUCUAUAGCGCCUUCUGUAGCUCGAUAAAAUACCCAAUAUCAAAAAAUGCAACCCAUGGAUAUAAGAAGCUUCAAGCAGUUCUCAAGGCUGUACUGCUGCGUCGUACAAAAGGCACACUGAUCAAUGGAGAGCCAAUUAUCAAUAUACCUCCCAAAUCAAUUAAGUUAAAAAAGGUGGAUUUCUCUCCAGCAGAAAGAUCUUUCUAUUUGCAGUUGGAAGCAGAUUCACGCCAACAAUUCAAGAAAUUUGCUGCAGCUGGCACUGUCAAGCAAAACUAUGCAAGUAUUUUGUUGAUGCUUUUGCGCCUCCGACAAGCUUGUGAUCACCCAAUUCUUGUAAAGGGAUAUCAUUCAGAUAAUGCAGGGAAAGGCUCCCUAGACGUGGCAAAAAAACUCCCUAAGAAUGUACUAUUGAAUUUAUUACGUCAGUUGGAAAGCUCAUUAGCAAUUUGUCGAGUAUGCAACGACCCACCUGAGGAUGCUGUUGUAACAAUUUGCGGCCAUGUAUUCUGCUAUCAGUGUGUAUCAGAACAUUUGACUGGAGAUGAUAAUUUUUGCCCUGCAGCUGGUUGUAAAGAGACGCUUAGUCCUGAAUCAGCUUUCUCACAGGCAACUCUGCAAAGUUGUAUUUCCGAGCAACUUGAUAAUAAUACUUCAUCAAGUGGAUUGAUGCUUAAGGAGGAACCUUCAAUAGUUGAAAGGGGUUAUGUUUCUUCCAAAAUUAAGGCAGCACUUGAAAUCUUGAAUUCACUCUGUAGUCCAAGCUAUUAUGAAGAGAAUUUAUUUAUGGCUGAUACAGGUGCAAACCGUGAAACACCAGUCAAGGCCAUUGUAUUUUCCCAGUGGACUAGUAUGCUGGACUUGCUUGAGGAUUCCCUAAACCAGUCACUUAUUCAGUAUAGAAGACUUGAUGGGUCAGUGUCCCUUCCUGCAAGAGACAGAGCUGUGAAGGAAUUCAAUACUGAUCCUGAGGUGACUGUUAUGCUGAUGUCACUAAAAGCAGGAAACCUUGGCCUUAAUAUGGUUGCAGCAUGUCAUGUUAUUCUUCUUGAUCUCUGGUGGAAUCCAACUACUGAAGAUCAAGCCGUUGAUCGAGCACAUCGAAUAGGACAGACUCGUCCUGUUACUGUCUCCCGGCUUACUGUCAAAGAUACAGUGGAAGAUCGCAUUCUAGCGCUUCAGGAGGGAGACAUUGAAGGAGACUCUGAUAUGGAUGGUAGAAUUUGCCAUUAAACUCGGGUAUUACACCUGGAGGUAUGGUGCAAAGACAGAUAUAGCAUCAACAACGAACACGCUGCCACGAGGC